Messenger RNA from Sclerotinia trifoliorum, 3607 nucleotides. NCBI's taxonomy places the organism in Eukaryota, Fungi, Ascomycota, Leotiomycetes, Helotiales, Sclerotiniaceae. The record is from the annotation of a GenBank genome assembly.
AUGCCAUUCGAUCCCGUGCUCAAUUGCCCACGACCUGUUACGGAAGAUGACAUCGAAAGAGAGUUCUGGCGAUUGGUUGCAAGCCUAGAGGAGACUGUCGAGGUUGAAUACGGUGCCGAUAUUCAUUCAACUACACACGGAAGUGGAUUCCCGACCAUUGAGAGACAACCACAAAACCCUUAUUCCACCGAUCCGUGGAAUUUGACAAUCAUGCCCCUGCAUGGAGAGUCUCUAUUCCGACAUAUCAAAUCGGAUAUCUCCGGUAUGACUGUACCUUGGCUUUAUGUUGGCAUGAUCUUCUCGACUUUCUGUUGGCACAAUGAGGACCACUACGCAUAUUCCGCAAACUAUCAACACUUUGGAUCUACAAAGACCUGGUACGGAAUUCCAGGGGAAGAUGCCGAGAAGUUCGAAGACGCCAUGCGAGAAGCUGUUCCCGAACUAUUUGAAACACAACCUGAUUUAUUGUUCCAAUUGGUCACACUUUUAACACCAGAACAAUUAAAGAAAGCUGGUGUUAGGGUAUAUGCUCUAGAUCAAAGAGCUGGUCAAUUCGUCAUCACAUUCCCUCAAGCAUACCAUGCUGGUUUCAAUCAUGGAUUUAAUUUCAAUGAAGCUGUCAAUUUUGCACCUACUGAUUGGGAACCAUUUGGAGAUUCUGGAGUCGAAAGACUUCAGCAAUUCAGAAGGCAGCCAUGCUUUUCCCACGAUGAACUCUUAUGGACUGCGGCUGAGGGUGCGGCAACUGGUGGUGUUACCAUCCAGACAGCCAAAUGGCUAGCUCCCGCUCUUGAACGACUUCGCGAUCGAGAGGUUUCACAAAGAAAGAUUUCAUUGAUAAACACAAGGGAGAUGGUCACACUUGUGUGAUUACUGAUGUCAUUGAAGGUGCUGCUUCUAGGUGUGAGAUUGGAUUCCAGCUCGACGAAGAAGAUGUGCCGGAAGAAGAGUAUCAAUGCACGCACUGCAAAGCAUAUGCAUAUAUGUCAAGGUUUAAGUGUAAUAAGAGUGGUAAAGUCAUGUGUCUGCUCCAUGCAGGGGCUUAUGAAUGUUGUGAUGCUCCUGAGGCAGAAAGAUUUGCGGGCACUAACCACACCCUUCACCAUCGUCGUACGGAAGAAGCCAUUUCAACCAUGCACCAAAAAGUUGCUGACAAAGCAGCCUUACCUGAAAUUUGGGAGGAGAAAGUGGAAAAGUUUCUUGAAGAAGAUGCGACUCCAUCACUGAAAACUUUGCGUACCCUUCUAAACGAAGGAGAGCGCAUCCCGUAUGAUUUACCAUCCCUCCCUUCGUUGAAGAAAUUUGUUGAUCGAUGUAACGAAUGGGUGGAAGAAGCGACAAAUUACACCGUUCGAAAACAGCAGAAUCGAAGAAAGAACGAGAAAGCUUGGCGUAAAGGGAGCAGGGCAGCGGAAAUGGAGGAGAGAGAUCGCGAACUACGAAAGUUCGAAAACAUCACCAAGUUACUGAAAGAUGCCGAUAGAAUUGGAUUCCAUUGUCCUGAAAUCGAUCAACUACGAGAGCGAGCCGAUGCCAUUACGAAGUUUCAAACCGAUGCUAGAGCUGCUCUAGCCCACCCAAGUUCACGACGUACCAAUGAAUUUGAAGAACUUCUUGAAGUAGGGCGUGGGUUCAAUGUGGAUAUGCCUGAAAUUGACAAGCUUGAGAAGGAAGUUCAACAAAUGAAGUGGAAUGAUCGUGCUCGUGACAAUCGUGGAAUCUUCCUCUCAUUGAAGGAAGUCGGUGAUAUCAUUGACGAAGCUACCAAACUUCAGGUGCCAGAUUAUAACGAUUACUUGAUCUACUACAAAGAACAGAAAACUGCUGGUAUGAAUUGGGAAGUGAAAGCCAAAGAAGUCAUUGGUGCGGAGACUGUUCACUACCCACAAUUGGAGGCUUUAUCUCAACAAGCUCAAGUUGCUUCAUUGCCUGUAUCGCAAGAAACACUGGCUCAGGUUGAUCAAAUCUUGAACAAGCAUCGAGAAGUACACAAACAGAUCGUUUCCCUGUACGACAGAUGUAGGGAUCCUGACUACAUGAAACGGCCAGCUUAUGCAGAGGUUGCCGUACUUCAAAAAGAACUUCAAGGUUUGGGUAGCAAGCCAAGUGGCACUCUGGAUUUGGAAAAAGAGAUAAAAAGACAUGAAGAUUGGAUGCGUAAAGGCAAGAAGUUAUUCGGCAAGGCAAAUGCUCCCUUGCAUAUUCUCAAGCAACAUAUGGAAUAUGUCAUGGAACGAAAUGUUGAUUGUUUCGAUAUCAGUCAAGAUAAGCCGCGGCUUCCUGCCGAACCACUAUCCCGUGAACCUUCUCCUUCAAACGACAAACUUCACAGUUGGGAAGAUCCAAGGUUUCGAGAAGUAUUCUGUAUUUGUCGAAGAGUUGAAGCUGGUAUGAUGAUUGAGUGUGAGCUUUGUCAUGAGUGGUAUGAUCUUCCGUCUCUAUCUUGUAGGGUUUCACUAAUUAAUAAUAGGUACCAUGGUAAAUGUUUAAAGAUUGCUCGUGGAAAAGUCAAGGAUGACGAGAAGUAUACUUGUCCAAUUUGUGACUGGCGUGUGCGUAUACCUCGUGAUGCAGCUAGGCCUAAACUCGAGGAUUUACAAGCGUGGCAAGAUGAGAUUCCGUCUUUACCAUUUCAACCUGAUGAGGAAGCUAUUCUUGAAUCUAUUAUCAAUAAUGCCCAAGAAUUCCGAAGUCACAUUGCACCAUUUUGCAAUCCAGUCAUGGCAACAGCAGACGAAUCCGAAACUCAACGCUUUUAUCUACGAAAGAUUGAAGGUUCAGAAAUACUUCUUGCAUAUGAAACCAAUUUCUUCAGACAAGAACUUCAUAAAUGGUCACCAGUAGCACCAGAACCUCCGCCAGUCCUUGAAUCCUCGAAAUCAACACGAAAGCCUAGACCAACCAAACUUCAAAAGUUAAUGGCGCAACAUGGGGUUGAUGAUCCAGAAGCUUUACCACAAAAUUUAAGGACCAAACCUCACAACUUUAAAAGAAAGAGCAGUGAACCUAGUGGAAGUCGACCCAUGCCUUUGCAACCUGCCCCAGGAAGAUCACAGCCUGGAACCCCCACGGCUCAUAGUUUUGCAUCUAGUUCUGGUCCAAGUAUGGGUCCUCAUGGACCGGUUUUGAGUGGGAUUCCAAGUGCUCAUGAUCAUGCGCACCCUUAUGCCACUUACUCGCAAGAUUCGUAUACUAGUAUGACUGCUUCAACAAAUCCAUCUCCAGCUUUUGCUCCACAUGCUUAUUUGCAUGGUGGUGUGGUUGGAACACCUACAUUUGGUCAUACAUCCCACAUCGUCCGAACAUUUUCAGUGAGGCUGGAUUAUCAAGGAUGGAUCCUUCUGUAUCGCUCAAUAGUCCAAUGAGAGAUAAUUUCUCUUUGGGGGUUAGUAGUGUUGGUCAAACUCCUUUAGGUGUCACUGCUGGUGAAGAUAAGAUCUUGGGAGAUAAGAUGUUUGGAGAACUUACGAAUGGUGAUGAAGAGUCUACAGGGAAUAAAGAGGUGUCAUCGGUUGAUAGAAAACCAAUUGAUGACAAGGAUGCAACUGAAGCUACGAAAUGGGAUGAAGGAGGUGAUAAUAUGGAGUUAUUCUUCGAUGGGCCUUGA